AUGGCACCGGAAACAACCGUAAAACGUAAGAGAAAAGUCGCAAGUGAUGGAACACUCGAGCCUAAGCAAGCAAUCAAGCUCAAGAAAGCAUUCAAACCUAAGAAAGCAAUAAAGAUAAAGAAAGUAAUGGCAAACAAGAAAGCAGUGGAUGCUGAGAAAGCAGUCAAUGCUAAGCAAGCAGUCGAACCGAAGAAGGACGAGAAUAUGGUGAUAACACUCGUAGCUCAGGUACGAAAAAGUCAAGGCUUAAAAAGUGAUUAUGAUAUUUGAAGGAUGGUAGAAGGUUCGUUUAUCGAGUAAGACGAGAGGCAAUGAUGAAAGCAGUCAUGGAUUCGUUUGCAGCUAGGACCGACUCCCUGGUCGCGACGCUUCGGUACGUCUUGCUAGGGCAGACAUUUUCACUGAAAGUACACAUGUAUACAUUUAGAUUCGUCAAUUUCGGUAAGAGACUCAAUGCGAACGACAUCAUUGGGUCCGUUGUGGAAAACGACGACGAUAUCGAAGUGUUCACCGAACAGAUGGGUGGCUGA
Molecule: messenger RNA, 530 nt
Organism: Caenorhabditis sp. 36 PRJEB53466
Lineage: Eukaryota; Metazoa; Nematoda; Chromadorea; Rhabditida; Rhabditidae
Source: the annotation of a GenBank genome assembly